AGUAGGCUAAAAGAUCUCAAAAAGUAACACAUUAUGCCACGAUCUAAAGAGACUCAAGGACAGCUGGGAAGCAAACUGACAUCUGUCUGUAUGGAAAGGUUUGAAAAGUUAUUUCUAAGGCUUUGGGACUCCAGUGAACCAUACUGAGAGCGAUUUUCCACAAAAGGAGAAAACUUGGACCAGUAUGAACCUUCCAAGUUCAUACUAACAGUCAAACAUGGUGGUGGUAGUAGUGUGAUGGUCUGGGGUUGCUUUGCUGCUUCAGGAUGGCUUGCUGUAAUUGUUAUAACCAUGAGUUCUGCUCUUUACCAGAAAAUCCUGAUGAGACUCACUGAAGGACAAGUUCACCUGGGCUAUGGAAAAGACCAAUGAUCCAAAACACAUCAGCAAUUCGACCUCUGAAUGGCUUAAAAAAAGAAGAACAAAGAAAAAGUGUGUCAAAAUUCCUCCAAUGUCACGUGAAACACUUAUUGCAAGUUAUUGCAAACACUUGACUGCAGUUUUGCUGCCAAGUUGGGCACAACCAGUUAUUAGGUUUAGGUGGCAGUUAUUUUUUUCAGAGGAUCAGGUAGAUUUGUACAGAUUUUUUUUCGCCUUAAUAAAUAAAACUAUCAUCUAAAAACCGCAAUUUAGAAACAGUAAAUAAACACUUUCGGGUCGUUAUAAAGAUAUAAACUAAAUUAAUUAUUAAAUUAAUCUAAAUGAAUCUUUUCUGGUAUUCCUCGCCUCAGCUAAUAUAUAAUUUUCAUUUCUAUUUACCUUUUUUCCAUUAAAUCUUUUCUUUAAAUCAUGAAGUGUUGGCUGGCAGGCAACGUCAAUACGUCAUUUCCUGAAACCAGAUUGGGUGCGCUUGUGUAAAACGUUUCAACACACGCCAGGGGUGGAGUAUUGUGUUUUGAUCUGAAGCACCGCCCAUUCGGCAGAUUCCAAUGAACACUGCGAAUGACUGCGAGCCUGUCAGUGAAGGCGGGAGGACGAGAAGGCAAACUUUUGAUGGACGUGAACGAGCUUUAUUUGCAUCGCGGGAACAACAGCAGUGCCAUUUAUGUUUAUCAACAGGUGACUCCAAACAGUACUCGAGCUAGUAUGUGUUAUUAUUCCUAAAUAAGUUCCUCAGCAUUCAGUGUUAGUGCCCGUGCUGUUUUGAAGCUCAGUGCGGUUAGAAGCUCUCCAAGUUGCUAAGCUAACGUCAACUUUAGAGCCGGUUUCCUUCUGGACUUUUUCAGUGGAAUGGCCCCCAGAAAACCAAAGGGAAGCGAUGCCAGCCUUCCUUUCGCUGCUCUCCAGCUGCUUGCCCCGCCUGUGCGUCUGGUGUCUGCAGCCCUGUGGAAGGUGCUGAAGCGGAGGGAUGUGAUGCAGUAUGGGGUUGUGGAGGAGUUCGUGACAUCUUCCUGUGAGGCUGUGCCUGGGUUGCUCACUGUGAGACACCAGGGCAGGCUGACAGUGGGGCUGAGAGCAAGAUUGAUCUUGGAGCUGUGCAGUUCACAGCCUGAUGCUGAGGUGAUUGAGGAACACCUGGAACGAGUCCGUGUACCUGCUGGAACUUCUUCAAGUAAGGAUGUAAAACUAAUGAGAACAGUGAGAGAUUUCCAUUCUUUGAUUCACACGUUCCUCACAGACCCAGCGAUUAGAGAAAAGUUCUACAAAGAAGUGUUUCCUGUGGAUUAUGGAGCAACGUUUGACCAGGAGCUGGAGAAGCUGCUGUGGGAGUUUUUGGUUCGACUGGACCAGCUGCUUCCUGUUCCCAACCUAGUACAGACUGCAGCGUGGCUCAGUGACGCCCCCCCUGUCCUGGAGGAGUGUGCACGGGCAGCCACGCAGCCUCAGCUCCUGAAGAUUUUACUUCAGCAUGAAACCUGCCUUGGCCACCUGGAGUCAGCAGCGUCACUACCUCCGAAUAUGGGAGACUCCAUCCUGGCUUCACUCUCUCUGCCACCAUCGGGAAGAGUCCCAUCAGAUCAGCCGACAGCAGCCAGGAAGUUGUCAGUGGCUGAAUCUGAGGGCGCCGAGCCAAAAAGCAAACCUUCAUUUAUCGCACCUGUUAUUGGACUAAUAUCGAAUGAAGACGUCCCGGUCUUGAACUCUGGCAUUAAAAGAACACAGAGAAGUGAUGGUCCAGCUGACAAUGCUGGACAUGAGCAGCUGAACUCCAAAUUCACCUCAGUGAAACAGAGGCCAAAAGCCAAAGAUAAAGGAGCGAAAGAAGGGCGAGAGCAGCUGGAGGAGGAGGGAUGCACCCUAAGUCAAAGGAGUGGGGUGAAGCGCAAGAACUCUGACAGAGGAGAAAGCGAUUUGGAGGAGGAAGAAGUUCUAAGUGUAACAACACCCGUGGAAAAGAGACUGAGCGGGCAGACGCAGAGUAAAGGUGGCCAGAGGAGGAAGGAAGGCCGAGCAGAAACUAUAAGAAAAGAGGGAUGCAGCAGGAAAGUCCUGGCAGCCCGGAUGAGAAAGCUAGGUGUUAAAACACUAUAUCACCCUGAAGAUCAACACCUCUACUCUGUUUUUGUCGAUUGUCUGAUCAUGGAGCCCAGGGUUGUCAUCGAAGAAAUGUCAGCUGCUUCUCUCAGGGCUAGUACAUCUGGGCCAGAGGAAACAUCCUCUUACCAGGCACAAAACAAGCAGAGGAGGAAGUCACCGGCCACAACGUCAACGCAGAGACAGACAAGCAGCCAUCUGUCGUCUGACACAGAGUCUCCCGGCUCGCAAGACAAAGAAAACCAUCCUGCACUACACAGCAUGAGAAGCUCUCCCUCUCAGCAGCAGAGUGACACAGAGGUGCUGGCCGGUGCAGAAAAUGACGACUACGUGGCUGAUUCAGAGGAUGAAGCGACGAAGAACUUCAAAGUCAGGCUGUUUAUGAAACGCUACUACAAGACCAAACACGGCACCUACGUGCCCACCCUGAGGGAGUUUUGGAAACCUGCGAUGACCCGGCGCCGCUUAUUGUCUGCUGGACACAAACGGAGGUGAUGAAAUGAUUUUUGUCCUCCACCGGCGACAUGGUCGGAAAGAAUAACAGGUUUUUAAAUGCUAUCGAGACUGAUGGACACUUUUAUCUUCCAUUUGCUUGAUAAUAAACCUGACUCAGGGCGAUUAAAACUUGAACAGGUGCUUUGACAUCGUGGAUAAACGUAGCCACGGUUACAGGCAGUGUCAUACAGCUUUUUUAAGUCAUUUAAAUUGCAUUUUUUAAAAACAUAUCUGGAUUGUCUGUUACAAAUGUGAAAUAUUUUUAACUUGCAAUAUGUAAUAAUAUCUCUGUUAAUAAAGUUUGUGAUUUUUGUAUGAAAUGUAUGAAAUAUAUGAAAUUAAAUACAAAAUAAAAACUGGUUGAUGAUGA
Messenger RNA from Haplochromis burtoni (Burton's mouthbrooder), 3340 nucleotides. It is a transcript of the gene tinf2, whose product is annotated as TERF1 (TRF1)-interacting nuclear factor 2. Gene Ontology annotation, biological process: telomere capping; regulation of telomere maintenance via telomere lengthening. Gene Ontology annotation, molecular function: telomeric repeat DNA binding. Lineage: Eukaryota; Metazoa; Chordata; Actinopteri; Cichliformes; Cichlidae. The transcript has 10 exons. Gene Ontology annotation, cellular component: shelterin complex. The record is from RefSeq and is a predicted model, not a curated record. Bases 1231 to 2970 code for a protein of 579 amino acids.